Molecule: messenger RNA, 413 nt
Organism: Ctenocephalides felis (cat flea)
Lineage: Eukaryota; Metazoa; Arthropoda; Insecta; Siphonaptera; Pulicidae
Product: splicing factor 3B subunit 5
Exons: 1
Coding region: 79-336 (85 amino acids)
Biological process (GO): mRNA splicing, via spliceosome
Cellular component (GO): U2 snRNP; precatalytic spliceosome
Source: RefSeq, a predicted model, not a curated record
CAUUCGCAAACAAACUUUAACCAAUUCAUUCUCAUAGCCAAAACUGAAGUAUACUUUUUAUUUACAAAAUUCUUUAUAAUGGGCGACCGAUACAAUAUCCACAGUCAGCUGGAACAUUUGCAGAGUAAAUACAUAGGAACAGGCCAUGCGGACACUAGCAAAUAUGAAUGGUUAACAAAUCAACACAGAGACUCCUGCGCCAGUUAUUUAGGACAUCAAGACUUGCUUAAUUAUUUUGCUAUUGCCGAAAAUGAAUCUAAGGCUAGAAUAAAGUUCAACUUGAUGGAAAAGAUGCUACAGCCUUGUGGACCUCCACCUGAAAAACCAGAUGAAUAGACAUAAAUUUGGUUCAUGGAUCUACUUUGUAAAACUAUUUUAUAUCAAACAAAUAUAUAGGUAAUAAGGAAAUAUAA